This is a messenger RNA of Trichoderma reesei QM6a, 687 nucleotides long. RefSeq names its product glycoside hydrolase family 75. The record is from RefSeq and is a predicted model, not a curated record. Lineage: Eukaryota; Fungi; Ascomycota; Sordariomycetes; Hypocreales; Hypocreaceae. The annotation marks the transcript as partial. The transcript has 3 exons. Gene Ontology annotation, molecular function: chitosanase activity.
AUGCAGUCUUCGAUUCUCUUCACACUCCUCGCUGCUGGCACCACUUCUGUGGCUUACACCAUUCCCGCCAAUCUUCAAGCAAUUUACAAUGCCCACAAGGCCGGCACGUGCGCCAAACCACUCUCAGGAACCUCUUCGUCUGGAGCUGUCUUCUGCGGAGAUAUACCGAAUGCCAUCUUUCUCAAGGGGAGUUCUGGAAACUAUGACAACAUGGACGUCGAUUGCGACGGCGCCGACGACAAAGCCGGCGAUUGCUCCAAUGACCCUACUGGCUUUGGCGAGACGGCAUUUAAAGACACUGUGCAGUCAUAUGGCAUCCCGGAUCUAAACGCAAACAUUCACCCCUAUGUGGUUGUUAAUGAGAAGCCCUUCUUUGACGGCCAGCAGUAUAUAAAGCCCUUGAGUGUCAUGGCUGUCGUCUGCAACAAUCAAGUGUGGUAUGGUAUCUGGGGCGACACCAAUACAGAGCCAACAACCGGAGAGGCAUCAAUCUCACUUGCUCAACUGUGUUUUCCCAAUGAGCAUCUUAACGGCGACUUUGGACAUGGGGCAAAAGAUGUGCUUUACAUCGGCUUCAUCGGUGAUGAUACAGUACCAGGCAAAAACGGUGCGAAGUGGAAUGCCCAGAAUGUCUCAGAGUUUGAAGCCAGCAUCAAGUCUUUGGGAGACCGACUUGUCCAGGGUCUC